GAUCAUGUGAUAGGGCGAAGGGCUGUUUUGGUACUGAUUACUUAUACAGUCUUAUCGUGAUGGAGGCCCAAAUUCACCCUUCCCAGAACUAUAUACUGGCACUGUAUUCCCAACGUACAGGACAUCCUUUCGCGGAUACGAGCUCGGGCUAACGCACGGAAGAGACCAGGAGAACCACAAAGAAACUUGUCAAAAUAAAGAUAUUUCCCAUCCUCAUCCAGACUAGAGAACGAUUAUCACUUCCCCGAUGUUCAGUAUCUCUAAACGGCCAACUGUGGCCCGAACACCAACUCGGUCUGAACAGGUCCGACUUCUCUGGGUCGACUUCGAAUUGUGGCACGUCGCUCAAUCGCAGGAGAUUGAAAACAAGAUAAAAGUCGCCCUCAAGGACUUAGAUCAGAAAUGGCGCACGAAAUCCCGUCGACUCAAAAAGGAUUCAAAAGAGCUGGAAGAAGAAAAAACCAAAGCACGCCUUGCAUUGGAAAAUACACUGGAUGGUAAUGUGGUACGACAAGAAUGGGAAAGGCGACUUAGCAAUGCAGGCUUGGUGAGCGAGGAUUGGGUGGAUAUAACAGACGAAGAGCAGCGGAAGGUAGAAAUGAUUCUUGGGGCUGACCUCGAGUUCGAGGAAGAUGAUCACCGUCGCUUUCAUGAAUCGUAUGCUGUCGUGGACCCCAAUUCGUUCCAUUCCCUUGAUGAUGCAUGGCUAGAGGUGAAGCAGACUCUGCGAAGCGACGACCAAUUAUCAUUGAAUGCUUCCACUAGUUCAGCUUCGUCUAUUUCUGAGGCUUGGAAUGGUCCAGCUUAUGCUUUGUGGUCGUCCGAAGCCUCUCGUUCGUCCGCUCAAAGCUCCCAAACGAGUUCUCCGGAAUGGCCGAACAAAUACUUGGCCUCAGAUGCUUCUUCUGCAUCCUCGUCUCGUCCCUCCACCUCUACAUCCAUGUCUUCGUCUUCUCAUUCUCGAUCUAAAUCACAUGGACAUUACAUUGGCCCUCAACUGACCUCAGACACCGACGAGGACGAAGAAGCAUCAUUCGAGAAAUGGAAGCUAGCCCUUCGAAUUCGAAAGAUCCGCGAGUUUCAUGACGACGCUGCCGACGCUGAUACCCGGCUCACUCUGGAUCUGGACGAAGCACGACGGACGAAAAGCUGGAGCAAAGAGGACGAGGCUCAGCGUGUUCGUGCUCAUGAAGUUGAUAUGCUCGCUUUGAGGGAACGUAAGGAAAUGGAACGCAAGGCAGAUGUUGAUUCAGAGAGACAAAGGCGAAUGGCAGAGCUUAGGCAGCCGCCGUUGACUGAACGGGACUAUAACACUACAGCGCAAAAAUUCCUAAAAACUCUCCACCUGGAACGAGAUUCUCCUUCCAUUUCCGACACCCCUACUAUUCGCCAGUCUGCCUUUGUCCGAACGCGGAAGCAAUCUGCCUACAGCCCGGACCUCCACAUGGAACUUCAAAAAGGAAAAUCCUGCAUCUGCAGCUUCCACUCUUGGUGAAGCACCACCGCUGAAGAGACUUUCGACUGCCCCUGCGCAUGUUACGUCUACUUCCGGUUCGAAAGUUUCCCCGCCCUCUAUCUUCGGCGAAAGUGUUUCUGCCGGUAAUUCCAAAGUUACGGUGGGACCGACUCCGGGCCCUACCGCCCAAGUCUCAACGAAAAAUGCCCUCAACACAGUCGUCUCUGUGGCCGCGUCUGUGUCUUCUUCCAGCAAAAAGUCGAAGAAGGAGAAGGAGAAGGCAGAGAAAGAAAAGGCGAAGGCAGGCAAAAAA
This is a messenger RNA of Lentinula edodes (shiitake mushroom), 1769 nucleotides long. RefSeq lists its product as uncharacterized. NCBI's taxonomy places the organism in Eukaryota, Fungi, Basidiomycota, Agaricomycetes, Agaricales, Omphalotaceae. Bases 248 to 1495 code for a protein of 415 amino acids. The record is from RefSeq and is a predicted model, not a curated record. The transcript has 5 exons.